Molecule: messenger RNA, 8594 nt
Organism: Mercenaria mercenaria
Lineage: Eukaryota; Metazoa; Mollusca; Bivalvia; Venerida; Veneridae
Exons: 8
Coding region: 570-2096 (508 amino acids)
Source: RefSeq, a predicted model, not a curated record
AAAUGUUUAGCAAGGGAAACCACUCUAGCACUAAUUAUGCUAAUUGUGAUAUGGAUGUCAAGUGUAGCUGAAAAUACAGGAAAUGGUGGUGACUAAAACCAGAACUAGGAAAUAACAAUUUGAAAAAUUGGUAAUACAUCAUGAUGGAGUCAUGUGACCUGUGAUCAACUGAGCCAUUGUUGACUAGCAUAUAUUUUUCACAUCAGAUUGGUCUGUGGGGAAACUUUACCAGGCAUUAAUCAAUACUCUGUGGAGAGGAGAAGUGUGCUGCACAUAUACAGCCAUCUCAUUAUAACUGGGUUUUAAUUGGAAAUUUCUUAUAUAUUGUCAUGGCUUGAGAAGUCCUAGUUGUGUAGUAAAAUGAUACUUUUUAUUGAUAAAAUAAGCUCGCAGAGUUUUCAGAAAAGCUUUAAUUGGCGACUAUGAUGAGCCAGUAAAGUUGUGAAAGUAAUGUCUUAUUGAUUGCUUUGAGAGAAACGAGCUGUAUUUAUGCUGGCGACAAAUUAGGAAUGGUUUUAAAUUAUUUAGAGUGAACAUUGAGGAGAUACAGUGCAUAAGAAACAAAAUUAAUGCAUUUAGCAUUUUAUUGUAAAAGAACGAUGAUGGCAGCUAGUAGACGUAAGAAGGUGAUGUUGUAUGGCGCUUUCACACUAGUGUUAGUGGUAGCUUUCUUACAAGUCACAUACUUUAAUGAGGCAUACAGCCCGCUACAGGUAUUGUCUGAUGCCCGAAGUGAGGCGAGAAGAUUGUUGAAGUUUAUAACAUUAUAUCAUUAUCAGUGUAACAAUACUAUACAAGGUGCAAAUGUGUCAAGCUGGCCAGUGUGUUUAGAAAAAUCUGGAGGUUUAAAUCUGGUGCUGGGUGGCCCUAGAAUCAUGUAUUCUGUUGGACCCACCUAUGAUUGUUCCCUGGAGAGAAUGCUUGCAUUAAACUUCUCGUAUUCAGUGUAUAUAUUCCAUCAUCAAAAACUAGCAUUAGACUUUAGUAGAUCAUCUGCCAGAAAUAGAACUAAAGUUGUAAAAACUAUAAUUGUGCCAAAUGAUCCUGCCGAUUUUGGGCGGAAUUCAUAUGAAACACAGACAUUGAAUAAUGUGUUUGAGCUUUUGAAGCACCCUGUAGUUGACAUUUUAAAGAUAGAAACUGUGUCAGAUAUGAAACAUUCUCAUGAACUGUUACAAUACAUAGUUAAAGAUCAUCUACUCACAGGAGUCAGGCAGUUACAUCUCUCUCUUUACAUAGAUAAAGUAGAUGAUGAUUAUUUAUACAGCUGGUAUAAAGCAUUCUAUGAGUUGUUUCAUCAUGAGGGUUUCCGACUGUACCACACUGCAGCCUCGGACACCCUAUGUCUCCAGGUAACCCUGAUGGAGUCCUGUGUGUACUAUCUGUCAUGGAUCCGAGACCCCGGACCAGAGACCUUCAUACUUUACCCGCCCGCCAUUGAUGGUUCAGAAAGUUUUGAGGAAGAUCGUCUCCUUGACUACAUGGAGAAUACAGAAGCUUCCUGUAGCAAUGACCUUGAGGUCAAUAUUCCGUCUGCUGCAGUUGUAACACUUUGUAUGGAUACAGUUGACAGAAAUCCAAACAAACCUUGCCAAGUUGUUUUAUUCAGAAGUUCAGGUGUUCAGGGGUCUAUAACAGCUAUACCAAAUAGUAGGUGUUCAGUUACUACCCUCGAGAUUGAGGCGAACUCACAGGGAGAAAUAAUAUUCUUUGUCAAACAUAGAAGAUAUGAGCGGAGUGUCACGAGACCAGUGACGUUAGAAGAAGCUCUGCAGAAACAUCUUCCCAUGUCACAUACCAACCUUGUAUAUAUAGAUUUGAACAAAUCAUUCUGGGAAUUUUUUACCAAUAUACUGGAUAGUGGAGCUUUCUUUAAUGUAGAUCAGAUUAUAGUAGAUAUAAAGAAGUUAUGGGGUAAUCACCGGGCCAUAGAGUUACGUAGAAGAUACAGCGAGCUGCAACGCAUAGAAGCAUAUGGUUUCCGUAAAUAUCAAAUCAACGAGAACAAACUCACCUUUAGAGGAAAGUCUGUGAAUGACAACGACAAUUUUAAGAUAAACUAUUUAAAAACAGCAACGGGAAGGUCAUACCAUUGACAAAACCAUCAUUGGGAACAUUUACGAAGACAACCACCAGUAUUUUAGGAUCGUCAUCUUGUGUUGCUCAUGUGAAAGUAUUUGUCAUGUUUUUUCCACUGUUGAAGUAUUAUUUUGAAAAAUCAACUUUGGGUUCAAGGCUAUGAAGCUGAGCUUGAAAAGUAGUCUCAUUACUCCAGUAUCUGAUUGGUUGUUUCUGAGCAUGUGUUUGAAAAUGACCAAUGGGAGAACUACAUUCUUUGACUGGUCUCCAAAAUAAGUUUUAGAGCCAAGUGACAACAGUUUCAAGUACUUGCCAAAAUAAAAUUUAUUGUAAAAGAGUAUGCAAAUGUUGUAAAAGUCUAGCUGAGUCUAUAAUAAAUCAACUGCUUGGUUAUCUUUCCCUCCUGUUCAGACUUUUUAUGCCGCCCCAAUCUUUUUUUUUUUUUUUUUUUUUUUUUUUUUUCUUUCUCCAAGGUAUUUUUAAGGUAGUAUUUAUAUUUAUGCCCCCCUUUGAAAAAGGAGGGGUAUAUUGUUUUGCAGAUGUCGGUCGGUCGGUCGGUCGGUCGGAAUGUAGACCAAUCCGUUUCCGGAUGAUAACUCAAGAACGCUUGGGCCUAGGAUCAUGAAAGUUGAGAGGGAGGUUGGUCAUCACCAGCAGAUGACCCCUAUUGAUUUUUAGGUCUGUAUGUCAACGGUCAAGGUCACAGUGACCCUGAAUAGUAAAACGGUUUCCGGAUGAUAACUCAAGAACACUUGGGCCUAGGAUCAUGAAAGUUAAUAGGGAGGUUGGUCAUCACCAGCAGAUGACCCCUAUUGAUUUUGAGGUCAGUAUGUUAAAGGUCAAGGUCACAGUGACCCUGAACAGUAAAACGGUUUCCGGAUGAUAACUCAAGAACACUUGGGCCUAGGAUCAUGAAAGUUGAUAGGGUGGUUGGUAAUGACCAGCAGAUGACCCCUAUUGAUUUUGAGGUCAGUAUGUCAAAGGUCAAGGUCACAGUGACCCUGAACAGUAAAACGGUUUCCGGAUGAUAACUCGAGAACACUUGGGCCUAGGAUCAUGAAAGUUGAUAGGGAGGUUGGUAAUGACCAGCAGAUGACCCCUAUUGAUUUUAAGGUCAGUAUGUUAAAGGUCAAGGUCACAGUGACCCUGAACAGUAAUACGGUUUCCGGAUGAUAACUCAAGAACGCUUAGGCCUAGGGUCACGAAAGUUGAUAGGGAGGUUGGUAAUGACCAGCAGAUGACCCCCAUUUGAUUUUGAGGUCAGUAUGUCACAGGUCAAGGUCACAGUGACCAGGAACAGUAAAAUGGUUUUCAGGCAAUAACUCAAGAACGCUUGGGCCUAGUGUCAGGAAAAUUGAUAGUUAGGUUGGCCAUGACCAGCAGAUGACCCCUAUUGAUUUUGAGGUCAUUAGGUCAAAGGUCAAGGUUACAUUGGCCAGGAACAGUUAAAUGGUUUCUGAUCUUCUUGUCCAAAACCAUAGGGCCUAGGGCUUUGAUAUUUGGUAUGCAGCAAAAUCUAGUGGUCCUCUACUAAGAUUGUUCAGAUUAUUUCCCAAGGGUCAAAUAUGGCCCCACCCCUAGGGUCACAUGGUUUAUAUAGACUUAUGUAGGAAAAAACUUUGAAAAACCUCUUGUCCAAAACCACAUGGCCUAGGGCUUUGAUAUUUUGUAUAUGACAUCAUCUAGUGGUCCUCUACUAAGAUUAUUCAAAUUAUUCCCCUAGGGUCAAAUAUGGCUCCGCCGUGGGGGUCACAUGGUUUACAUAUACUUAUAUAGGGAAAAACUUUGAAAAUCUUCUUGUCCAAACCACAAAGACUAUGGCUUUGGUAAUUUGUAAUGUAGCAUCAUUUAGUGGUUCUCUACCAAGUUUGUUCAAGUUAUCCCUCUCGGGUCAAAUAUGGCCCCGCCCCAGAGGUCAUAUGGUUCAUAUAGACUUAUACAGGGAAAAACUUAGAAUCUUCAUGUCCAUAACUUACGUCAUUCAAAUUUGGACCACAUGUAUAGUUUUGAGUGGCAAGAUGAACCUUGACAUGAGUUGACUUUGACUUUGAUCUUGACCUAGUGACCUACUUUCACAUUUCUGUACCUACAGCCUUCAAAUUUGGAUCACAUGCAUAGGUUUGUGUACUGAAAAAAACUUUGACCUUGUUAUUUACCUAGUGACCUACUUUCUCAUUUUUGAAGGUACAGGCUUCAAAUUUGGACCACAUGCAUAGUUUUUUGUUCCAAAAUAAAAUUUGAUCUUGAUUUUAACCUAGUGACCUACUUUCACAUUUCUAGUGACCUACUUUCACAUUUCUGAAGGUACAGGCUUCAAAUUUGGACAACUUGCAUAGUUUUGUGUUCCGAAAUGGAAUUUGUGUUUACAGUGAGCAGAUAAUUUCUGUUCCUUGUGCAAUUACUGAAUGCAUCAAGGGGGGCAUUUCGUGUUCGACGAGCUCUUGUUCAGUAAGUAUUUUGUUGUAUAACUAUCUUUUUAUUCAACUGAAAUAAACUGUUAUGUAUAUUUCAUUUUUUUUUAAUAUAGCCUGUCAUUUUUUGAGCUUUCAUAAGGGCUAUUAUUUAUUAUCAGAAAUAAAGAACAAGAUUGCCCCCACUCCCAUUCUAUGCAAAUCUAGCGAUUGAUCUAAAAUAGCCUAAAAGCUAAGGUGUCGUUGCCUUAUGCUGUCUUGCCAUGCAAUAGAUCUUUACAGAGAACAGGUACUAUAAGCGCUACUGAAAUUAUUUGGGUGUUUCUUUAUGUAGUAGGAAUAUUUAGCUGUUGUCUAAGACAAAGUUCACAAUGAUAUAGCUGCAAUACAGAGUUCCUCAUGAUCAAGUGUUUCUCUUUACAAUGUAACAUUUAGAUGUCACCAAGAGUUUUCUUUCUGUCGUAUACCCAGCUGUUUAGAAAUGUCUGCCGUGUUGUCCUGAGGGAGCACUGCACUGCUCAUUGCUAUAUGUCUCUAGUAGUUCUAUAUAUGGAAGAACCCAUGUCGCUUCUUGGUAAUGAAGCAAUAUUGUCUUUGUAAAUAUGCAUUGUAAAGUCAUUUGGCAUAAAACGGCUGGUUUAUGUUUACUGAAGCAGCAUUUGCCAGAAUAAUUCACUCAGGACUACGCCCUUGUAGCCCUCAUGCAAUUAUUACUGAGACAUAUAACUUCUUUUACAUGUAUUAAUAAUGUUAAAACACAAUUUCUCUAUUAUGAAUGAAGAACAUAGAUCCAUUUUACUUAUUUUGCCCUGAUAUUAAAAUUAAUGAGUCCUUCAAAACGUUCAACUUAAAAGCUUGUAUUGGCAGCUUAAUUUUCUUUAUAAAUGAUGAUACUUGGAAAAAUCUGAAUUAUGUAGAAUGGAAAAAUAUUUUAUCAGAUUGUGCAGAACUACCUUAAAGAAUUUUUUGCACAAGUACAUGUAAAUCUUGGUGUUUAGUCUGUAGAUUUUUAUUCUGUAAGUUAAGUCAAUUUUAUGCUGAAGAGUGGGGUACUACAAAGUUAUAAACUGUCUUCUUAGUUUGAAAUUCAGUUUGCAAAAACCCAGAAUGGUUUGUCUUCCAAGUGAUAUCUUUGAAUCAAAACAAUAUUUUCUGUACUUAACAUUUGUUCAUUUAUAAAUGUUUUUCUAAUUUUCAGAUCUAGAAAAGUUGCCAUUACUAGCAUUAGAUUGUGUAUAGCUGUAGAAAGGUGAUGAAGUAUUAAAUGAGCCGUGCCAUGAGAAAACCAACAUAGUGGCUUUGCGACCAGCAUGGAUCCAGACCAGACUGCGCAGAUGCGCAGGCUGGUCUGGAUCCAUGCUGGUCGCAAACCCACUAUGUUGAUUUUCUCAUGGCACGGCUCAAAUAUGCAUUUAGUAUUAGUAGUAGAUAGAACAUCAGUCGUGACUGUGGCAUAGAAAUUUGUUAUAACUUGUGUACAGCUAGGCUUGACAUGUCUUUGUAUGUUUUGUUUGUGUCAGUUUGUUAAGACUUGCUAUGACGGUACAACUCCGGAAGAUGGAUUGCUCCGUUGAUAAAAGUCUGUGUAACAUUGUAAAAAUUUAGAUGUGAAGUAUGCGGUUUUGAAAUUUCACUAUUUCAGAAAUAUAUUCAAUCUGUGAAUUGACUCAUCAGGCCAGUCCAGUACAGCAUAAAAUGUGGCAUAUGGGAUGUCACUGUAACAGGUGCUAAUACAUACCGCAGUCUCAUUCAUACAUCACAGUGUCUUAAUUAUACAAUUCUUACUGUGUCAAAAUUAUAUCUUAUCUUAUGAUUUAGAAGUAAUUAAGUCUGUAGUGUGGUACACAGCAUUCCCUGAUUUCUCUUUAUAUUUAAGUAAUCAUCUAAAAACUCAAAGUUUCUUGAUUACUGUAGUUUUGAGUUUAUUGUCAGAAAUGAUAUUGUUGGUGGAUUUUAGACAAAACUUUCAGGAUAUCUUAGUAUAAUAAAAGCUUUAUUUUCUAGUGAGAUUAUGUUAUAUUUUGAAGGAAAUGAGUUUUCAAAAUUUUUCAUUGGCAAAACUUUUACAAAAGUAUAAAAAUAAUGCAUUUGGCUAUAGAAUUGACAUUGAUUAAGAGCAUUUUGAGAAAUCAGAAAGUUCCUACUAUCAUUCUAGGAGACCUUUAGAAUACUGUAUAACAUUACCGGGAUCAUGCAAAAUAAAGCUGAAAAACAAAAAAAAAACAAAAAACUUGUUACUGAUAGGUUGAAUAAACAGUAACUGUUAUCAUCCUAUCUCAGAAAUUCAUUUUGCCAGUCAACAUUUCAAAGUUCUGUUUCUUACUGUGUUACAUCACAUCUGCAUAAAACAGAACUGACUAGAAAACAUGGGUUAAUAUACAAAAUUUUGAACAUUUGUAUAAAAGUGUAGUUUUUAGCUCAUCUGAUUUUUUGAAAAAAAAUGAUGAGUUAUUGUCAUCACUUGAGCGGUUGUCGGCGUCGGCGUCGGCGUUGCCUGGUUAAGUUUUAUGUUUAGGUCAGCUUUUCUUCUAAACUAUCAAAGCUAUUGCUUUGAAACUUGGAAGACUUGUUCACCAUCAUAAGCUGACCCUGUAUAGCAAGAAACAUAACUCCAUCUUGCUUUUUGCAAGAUUUAUGGCCCCUUUUGUACUUAGAAAAUAUCAGAUUUCUUGGUUAAGUUUUAUGUUUAGGUCAAUUUUUCUCCUAAACUAUCAAAGCUAUUGCUUUGAAACUUGGAAUUCUUGUUCACCAUCAUAAGCAGACCCUGUACAUCAAGAAACAUAACUCCAUCUUGCUUUUUGCAAGAAUUAUUGCCCCUUUUGGACUUAGAAAAUCAGUUUUCUUGGUUAAGUUUUAUGUUUAGGUCAGCUUUUAUCCUAAACUAUCAAAGCUAUUGCUUUAAAACUUGCAACACUUGUUCACCAUCAUAAGCUGACCCUGUACAGCAAGAAACAUAACUCCAUCCUGCUUUUUGCAAGAUUUAUGGCCCCUUUUGGACUUAGAAAAUAUCAGAUUUCUUUGUUAAGUUUUAUGUUUAGGUCAACUUAUUCUCUUAAACUAUCAAAGCUAUUGCUUUGAAACUUGCAACACUUGUUCACCAUCAUAAGCUGACCCUGUACAGCAAGCAACAUAACUCCAUCCUGCUUUUUGCAAUAAUUAUUGCCCCUUUUGGACUUAGAAAAUCAUUUUCUUGGUUGAGUAUUAUGUUUAAGGCAACUUUUCUCAUAAACUAUCAAAGCUAUUGCUUUAAAACUUGCAACAGUUUUUCACAAUCAUAAGUGGACACUGUACAUCAAGAAACAUAACUUUAUCCUGCUUUUUGCAAGAAUGAUGGCCCUUUUUAGACUUAGAAAAUCAUGGGUAGGACAAUAUUUCUAUUAUACAAAAAAAAUCAGAUGAGCGUCAGCACCCGCAAGGCGGUGCUCUUGUUUAAAUUUGAAGUGGUAUUGUUUUCACUUCCUUAAACUUUGUAUAUAGUCAGUUCUUGUUCUGAGGCAAACAUUGUAAAUAUUACAGUGGUCUGUUCAAAAAUGUCCUUUCAGUAUCAGUAACUGAGCAGGGAGAAGAACUGUAUUAGUCUUCUUUGGUUGCUUUCGUACUUGUAAAAUAUUUCAUGUUUGUUAAAUGUGAUUACAACAAUUAUUAUAGUUUUUGAAAUUCAUUUGUUAAACUGAUGUUCUGUUCUCGUAGGACACAUACAGCUAAUUCAGAUAAAUUAAUCUUGUUUUGAAAUAAUGCUUGUACAUUCUGUUUAUAAUCUAGAGAUUUAUAGAGUACUGGACAUGCUCCACAUCUGUCCUGAUUCAUUCUAAUAGUGACAGUUUUUCUAAUGGUGGCAGUUUGACUAGAUAUAAACUAGUUACAAACAUUGUUCCAUUAACACCUGGUUUAGACAAGCAUGUCUGUGUUCUGAAUCCACAAAUAUAUCACAUUUAGCAGGUACUUCGUCUUGUAACACAGUCUGCUGUUGCAAGAACUUAUUGUUCCCUCGUCUUUAAGUGUUCUAAUAUUUAUUUAUCAUAGUAACAAUUCUAGUCCUUUUUGAUAAUCUAUCAUGUCAUACUUAUUCAAAAUGUGUAUAGUAAAUGGUAUACAAAUUUUUAA